UUUGGUUUACUGUCGUCGUUCCGCCUCAAGUUGCGCCAACACCAUGUGGGGUGAGGAUCAACUACACAAGUAGGAGUUUUUUUCCUCCCUUCUUCUUCUUCUCCUUCUUCUUCUUCUUCUUCUUCUUCUUUUGUUUUUGUUUUUUUCCUCCAACGUGUGGAAAUUGGGGAACAGGGCGCCGCGGAUCAUGGAAGUGAAUUAACAAGAGUUUGAAUGAUGGGAUAAUGUCUGUUUACACACACCAACGUUAUGCGUCGUCCGACGUGGGGGACCCGGGGACCGUAGCCUGAUUCUGGGAGAAAAGCGGCGGCGUGGAUGGACCGUCCAAGUGUCGCGGCCGGGAACACGAACCAGCACACUUGGGUUUCGCAUCGAGAGUUGAUGUGAGAGGGGAGUUUUAAAUCCGCUGCUAAGAUGGUGGAGAACCGGUGCUGGGUCCAGAGGGAGGGGGUGUACCGCUGGUUCUCCUCGCUGACUUCUGCCCAGAGAGCCGAGUUCCUGUGCGGCCUGCUGGACCUCUGCGUCCCCAUCGAGCUGCGCUUUCUGGGCUCCUGUCUGGAGGACCUGGCCCGCAAGGACUACCACUCUCUCCGGGACGCGGAGAUCAAAGCCAACAACCCGGCGGACCUGUCGGGGCUCACCAACAUCACGGACGAGGUGGUCCGCAGCAAGCUGCUGGUCUCUCUGGCCCUGCUCAGCUCGGACAACCGGGAGGCGGCGGGGGUCCUGUACCGCACGCUGACCCACAUCGACACGGUGAUCAAUAACUACGGCCUGCCGCUGAACGACGGGCGGACUGAGGAGCAGUUUCUGUUGCUCUUCACCAUGGCCUCCAACCACCCGGCGUUCAGCUUCCACCAGAAGCAUGUGCUGAGACAGGAGCUCGGCCAAAUCCAGGAGAUACUGCAGGUCAGCAGCGGGGGAAGAGAGGUUCAAGGAGCAAGGCUCAGCGGGGAUCAAACCGCUGUCUGUUACACCCAUCAUCACCAUCACCACCAGAUGACCGUACCGUUCGCCGCCAGCUGCGCCCUACCCAGCGCCAACGCCUCCUACCUGCCCCUGCCCACCUGCCAGCCCUGCCAUGCCCACUGCUCGUGCUCACACAAGAGCCAGGCCAGGGAGGCCGGCACGGGAUCAGGACUUGGGUCAGAGGUUGCAAUUAGUGAAGCCUCCAUCUCUCUCCUCACCCACCCUCCACCUCCACGCCCCUCUCCGCUCCCUUCUGGGUCAGGCCAGGAUGGACCAGUGCCAAAUCAGAGCCACUUGAGGAAAACAGGAAAAGUUGUGAUUGAGAGGGUGGAGCUGAGAGGGGUUACUCAGAAGAUUGAUGACACCAGUGAAUAUGUGCUCGAGGUCACAUGGUCAGAUGGCUGCACAUCGGCUGUCGUCAGAACUCGGCACGAGGCGACAGAAUUGCUCUCCCAGCUGUCUCAGGUGUUUCCAGACGAUGGACUGGAGAAGUUUCUCUCUCAGCCACUGGAGCUGGACCCCAGGUGCCUGACAGUGCUGCCUUGCCAUAUCCUCCAGCAUCAUAGCGUCCAUCUCUUCUUCACCUCCACCACGCCUCAGUCGCCCGUCUGUACUCCCUCUCUGCCCUCCCCUCUCCCUCCGUUACCCUCCUCUCCUCCGAUGGUCCCUGUGGCCCCGGCAUGCACCUUCACCUCCAGCACCAAUCUUGGUUGUUUGCUGCAGUACAGAGGAGCCAACAGGGCUGUGUAUGGAGUGGCCAGUAUCCAGCCAGUAGUGAGCGCCCACAGCUCCAUGCUGACUCGCUCCCUUCCUCACCUUUCCUCCCUUCCUCCCUCUCUCCCUCCUCUUCCUCCCUCCAUACCGCCUCCUCAACACUCUCCUCAGUUGUCCUCCCUUCCUCCUCCUCUUGUGCCUGCCCAGCCGGCGCCGGGCUCCAUGACUAUCUCCCCAUCGUGUGGUGUGGUGUCAGCCGGGGGGGACACAUCGUCCCAGCCACAGAGUCAGCUCCAGUCCGGUGCUCAGCCGCAAACCGGUGCCCAGACCAAGCCCCAUCCGCAGUCCCAGCACCCGUCCCAUUCUCCAGCACAAUCCCACUCACAUUCCCAGCUAGGGCCUCUGCCCAGUCCUCACUCCCAGUCCCAUGCCCAGUCGCCAUCCCAGUCCCAGUCCAAUACUCCAGAACAAAACGGUAUUCUGGACUGGCUGCGCCGGUUAAGGCUCCACAAAUAUUACCCUGUCUUUAAACAGCUAACCAUGGAGGAGUUCUUAGCUCUGACGGAGGAGGACCUGAACAAGUAUGACCUGACACAAGGAGCCAAGAAGAAACUCAAAACUCAACUAGAGCUUCAGAAUAGGGAGAUGAAGAUGGAGAAGCGCUACAUGGCAUCUCAGUUUCCUGGUUCCUGCAGCGGCAUCGCCAGAGUAACACCCUCCAGCCACAUGGGACCCCUGUCACACCCCACCUCCGCCACAGAGCUGAGAGUGGAGGUGGAUGCUUCGUCCCACCACCACCCGGUCCUCAGAGAUGGAAGCUCGUCCUCCGGCUACUCCAGCUCUCCCUGCUCCCCACGCACCCCACUCUGCCGUGACAUGACCUUUGACAGGACCAGAGACAUUCACAGACGAACGUCAGGCCCGGACACGGCAGGAGGAGGUUCGGAGAAGGACCGGUCUUGUGUUGUUCUCCUCAAUUCCGGCUGUCCAACAGGCUCCAGUCGCCCCACGGCCCAGGUCCUCCCCGUCCAGACCGACCCAGUAGCUCCUCUUCCACCACCCUGUUCCUCCCAUCUCCCCUUCAGCCUCCCCCAGUCCCCCCAGCAUCCACAGGCCAGCUACCCACAGACAUUCCUGUCCCCAGGCUCCAACCCUGCACGCAUCUUGGCCUCCCCACGUAAGCCGAGGCCUCCUCUUCUGUGUCCAGAGGACAGGAACAAGCCCCUGGGUUCAGGCCUGCCUGGUACCGGUGCCGGAUUUGGGGUAGGGGUUGGGUUAGGGCACGGUCCAACCAUGGGAAUGGGGAUUAAGUUGGAGAAUCUAUUUCCUGGGCUGAAUAUGGACGGCUCGUCUCCUAUUCACCCUUCAUCGCCCCUGCACUCCUCCUCCUCCCUUCAGGACUCAGUGGUCUGUCGAGGGCUUGUGGGGGGAGCUGUGGGUCCACGGGUAGAGACAAGUUCAGCUCUCACCUCCACCUCAAACAGCCUACACCACUUCUCCCACCCCCCUCUCCACUUCCACCUCUCUUCCUCCUCAUCCCCCACCCCAUCCAGAUACUACUCCUACCCCUCUACUUCUUCCUGUUUUUCUUCCAUCUCCUCAACUUCCUUCCCUUCUUACUCUUCCUCUGCCUCCACAAAGUCAGGCCCCCUAUCCGGGAGCUCCAGCGGUGGGGGGGGAUUUGUUCCCUUGGCAACCGGGGGCAGCAUCCCUAUGGCAGCGGUGCACGGCACCACUUACUGCCCUCCCCCACCAACCACCACCCCCUCCCCUUCUCCCCUCCCCUCCUGUUCGCUGGAAGGCCCUGUUGCCAAUCAAGGCUCAGGCCAUGCCUCCUCUGUAUGUGUUUGCAGCUCAUGUGGUUGUCGUGGGAACUGUGGCGCCUAUGGGACGUUGCCGGGGUACGCUGCAGCUGGCUACCUGCAGCCGAUCUCGGCGGGGCCCUCCCUCUUCACCCUGGGCCCUCUGCUCCAUCUCAGCCCCCUGAUAACCACCUCCAGUACCGUGGGCGCCGCCGCAGCACCUUUCUCCUACCCACUGGUGGCACCGCCGCCCAUUUACCGACACAGCCCCUUGUCACAUGACCAGCAGGGCUUCAGUCUCUACCAGCCACAUGGCAGCAUAGUGGGAGCUGGAGGCCAGAAACGUUUAGCGGGGAACCUGUCAUGUUAUAACUGCGGUGCCAGCGGACACAGGGCUGAUGACUGCAAACAGCCACCUAUGGAUUCAAUGCAGCAAGGGAUGUUUCGGCUGAAGUACACUCCUCAUUUGGACAACCAAGACUCAGGGGAAUAACCAACGCUGUUGAGAUACACCAUGGGAUUUGAAAACGGGCCCACCUCCAGUUGUACCGCAUGUUUUUCCUAAAGCUGCCAGGCACUGGCCGGAAAAAUUAGCAUUGACGGAGGAGGAACCUCCUUUCAUCGACGCACUUUUUUCUGUUUUCAUAGUGAUGAUUUGAAAGGGAAGGACAACGCUAUCCUAUCAAAGACAUUUGCCAUACUUCAUGCCUUGGAGGCUCUCGGUAGCAGCCAAGGGAAUCAGAGAAUGUAAAAGACAGGAGCGGGAUUUCUUUGUUUUUAUAUUGUUUUACUAUGUCUUAGGAGAAGGCGGGAGGGCUGGGUGUAGGAAAAGGUGGGAGUAGGUAUAGGUGCGAAUAGGUAGAAGCAGACGAAAGGAGAACGAGUCUGGAGGAGACGUUCGUGUCCUGUUCUUUCAGCCCCUGUACCUUUAUUACAUGGAGAUCUGGUGGUUUGCGUGUGAGGCGUGCAUUUACGCUUUUCACCGAGACGAAGCUGGAACUCUGUCUCAUCUGCAGAAAUAACUACAACCUUUAUUAUCAGUGCUUGUGACACAAACACCCAACACCAUCUUGCUUCUGACAUGGUAUAACCACAGUCAGACCGAACAGACGAAGCCCCCCUCCUGCUGUAUGACGGUAGGAUUUUUGACCAUGUUGUAGGAAAUAAGUGUUGUUAAGUUUGUAAAACGGGAAAAGUGAUUUGAUGAGGUAAAAGCGCGGUCAGAAUUUGCAUAUUUAAACUAAGACGUGAGCGUUUAACAUUAACAUGUGAAUGUCCCUGUGGUGGCCUGGCGGCCUGUCCAGGGUGUCUCCCCGCCUGCUGCCCAAUGACUGCUGGGAUAGGCUCCAGCAUCCCCGCGACCCUGAGUAGGAUAAGCGGUGUGGAUAAUGGAUGGAUGGAUGGAUGUAAUACUCAUAAUGGUUGCAGUGUUGCAAAACUUCCACUUCAGAGUUUCUAAACACAGCAUUGUUAUUUAAUUUUAUUAUAUUGUCCAGCCUUAUGGCAAACCAGGAAUUAAGUUUUCACAUUCACAAAUUGUCCACCAGUGACGUCACUAAUGGACUCUUUCCCAUCACAAUUUCGGUGGCAUUUCAAGACUGUUUGAUAUUAUGGAUGCUAAGGGAGCGUUGUUCAAAAUCGUGUUAGUUUCCCUUCAAGUAGUUAUUACAAACAAUCAAGUCUUGGCUUUAAUCUUUCCAGUCUUCGGCUUAACCUUUCACAUCUUGGUUUUAAUCUUGCGAAUUCUGACACUGAUUUUACCUCACAGCUUACAAAGCCAUCUUGAGCUUACAAGCCAAAUGACAGUUUAAGAAUGUGGACUUUGGUCGUUCAGCUCUUCAGUGUGGGUUUACAUUGAAUCUCUUGGAUUGGAUAGAUUCAGCGAUCAAACCAAAGAUACAGCGUGUUGUACCCCCGCAUCAAAUUAAAGGUGCUAUGUGUAUUUUCUUCUGCUCAAAUCCUGCCCUCUGUCGUACGCCAAACCUAAAUAACGACAACAAAUCAAAACCACUGAGACACCCUCAGCUGAUGUUUGUAAGUUUGUAAGCUCCUAUGAAUGAAGUUAUGGGCAGGACCCAGUCUUCUGAAGACACAAAGAAUAAAUUGGUCCAAGGUCAAAAAACAACAACCGGGCGUCUGGGUAGAGUAGCGGUCUAUUCCGUUGCCUACCAACACAGGGAUCGCCGGUUCGAAUCCCCGUGUUACCUCCCGCUUGGUUGGGCAUCCCUACAGACACAAUUGGCCGUGUCUGUGGGUAGGAAGCUGGAUGUGGGUAUGUGUCUUGGUCGCUGCACUAGCACCUCCUCUGGUUGGUUGGGGCACCUGUUUAGGGGGGAGGGGGAACUAGGGGGAAUAGCGUGAUCCUCCCUCGCACUACGUCCGCCUUGGAGAAACGCCUCAUUGUCAGGUGAAAAGAAGCAGCUGGCGACUCCACAUGUAUCCAAGGAGACAUGUGGUAGUCUGCAGCCCUCCCCAGAUCGGCAGAGGGGGUGGAGCAGAGACCGGGACGGCUCGGAAGAGUGGGGUAAUUGGCCAGAUACAAUUGGGGAGAAAAGAGGGGGAAAAUUUUAAAAAACACGCAACAACCACCAAAACAUCAGCAACCCCUGAUGUUAUGCAUGGGGAAAUCCCAAAUAUUACACAUAGAACCUUUAAUGUGUCAGAUCCUCAGAUGUCUCAGAUUCAACUCGAAUUACAUUUCUUUUUUCCAUCGAUCACACUGCUGAAACUUCAGACCCUCAUUACAGGAACCUCAGCGGGCUCAAUCGUAACAAAGGCAAACCUCAGUAAGCUAGCUAGCUAGCUAGUAAACAUCCAUAUCUGUACAGGUGCACGUAGACACCGUGUCCACUUUUACUGUUGACGCAAAACAGUGUUAUUAUCCCUUUCACCGAACAUUAGAAAAGGUGUUGUUCGACAUCAGCCGUUUUUUGUUUGACUCGAUUUUGUUUGAUUCAGAAGUGUCAGGUGUGUCUGGACCGAUCAUGAAAGUCUGAUUUGUAGAAUUUACAAAAGGUAACUGUAAUUUGUGAUUGUACGUACCUCUCUCAUAUAUACAUGUGUGUACAUACAUAUGUGUUGUUGCUGUAUGCCAGCCACCGUCUAGUCGAAGCUUACACACAUCUUUCAGAACAGUGCCUGGGAUUCCACUUUGGGUCACCUUCGAGUGAAUUGGCCUCUCUACCUCCAAGACGGCCUUGAUGGCGUGUCGGACGCCAUUGCCAAAUCCAGCCCGUCGAACAAGGCACGAGGAAGGGCAGCAGGUCAAGAUGUGUUGCAGCUGUAUUUCCAUCUACUUUCAAAGCCUUUUCAAAAAUGUUAAUGUGUUGUUUGAGUCUGCUUUUUUUUUUCUUCUUUUUUUUCCCAAAGUUGGCGUCCAGAUUUUUUUUACUUCCGCGCAGAGGACUAUCAACAUUGCAGCCAAAGCAAGUUAGCACUCUUUCAUUUAAAUGGCGUUUCAUUUUUUCCAGGUGUUAAUUCUUGUGAAUGUUAAGCUGCCUGUGUUUUAUAGUCAAAAACAAAAAACAUGUUCUCUACUGAGAAAAACUGGAGCAGUCUCUCUCUCUCUUUUUUUGUUUUGGCCACCAUGUGCGAGGUUUUGAGUCCAAGCUGCAGUUUUUCAGUGGUUGGGAACAGGGGUGACGGUUCCGGCAGUUUGAUUGAGGACCUUAAGGUUUGCGAGCUGCUUGGUUCAAUAAAAUGUAGAGUUGUCUGAAAGGAAGUUGUACGUUUCGUGGAGGUGUGUGUAGAAGCGGAUGUUCAGCGGAGUGUAAAGCCACCUGGCUGUGGUUUGUGAGGUACUUUCCAACCGAGUGAUUUUGAGGUUUCACGCUUUGUUGUUACGAGACAGGACGGUUAGAUGCACCGCUCGCCUGUGUGGGGACAGAAAAUGAGAGAAUUUGCUCACGAGUGGGAAGAGUCAUGAUCUGCGAAGGUGUCUCGCAGGGUUCAAACAGAAGCAGCUUCCUGGCAGUGUCGUUUGGAAAAAAAACCCUAUAAACGAGGUGCUGGGCAGGACCCAGUAUCCUGAAGACACAAGGACGACGGGUCCUUCAGCAUCAAGUCUGUACCCCUGGAGGGCACGGCACGGGGACACGGGGUGUUAUUUUAAAGUGGUGAACACUAGAAAUGCUUACCACUUGCAAGUUUCAUUUUAAAUAGUAAAUGUAGAUUUGUGUAAAGUCUUUGUUCUUUGACAUUGCAAUGAGAAAUGUGUUUUCUUUGGAAUAUUGUGCAACAUACAUAUGAUGUCUACAGAUAUAGGGCACCGCCCUGGCUCAUUAUUAACCGGACUUACUGCCAUACAUGCUUGUAGUUAGCGUAAGAGGCGACAUGGUGUUUUGUAAAUCACAGAAGUAAAGACUUUGGAGGCCUGAAAAAAGCACUACCGCCGCAGGAUGUUUGGGAGAAUUUUUGUUUGAAUUUUUUCCUUUUUUUUUGCCCCUUUUUCUCCCCAAUUGUACUUAGCCGACUCUUACCCCACUCUUCCAAGCCGUCCCGGUCGCUGCUCCACCCCCUCUGCCGAUCCGGGGAGGGCCGCAGACUACCGCAUGCCUCCUCUGAUACAUGUGGAGUCGCCAGCUGCUUCUUUUCACCUGACAGUAAGGAGUUUCACCGGAGGGGGGGCAUAGUGCGUGGGAGGAUCACGCUAUCCCCUCCCCCCAGUUCCCCUUCCCCCUGAACAGGUGCCCCGACCGACCAGAGGAGGCGCUCGUGCAGCGACCAAGACACAUACUCACAUCCGGCUUCCCACCUGCAGACACUGCCAACUGUGUCUGUAGGGGACGCCCGACCAAGCCGGAGGUAACUCGGAGAUUCAAACUGGUGAUCCCCGUGUUGGUAGGCAACGGAAUAGACCGCUACACCACCCCGACGCAUUUGUUUGAAUUUCUGUUGCACUUAUAUGUGCACUGUGUGUGCAUGGAAACACUUUAUACAUGGGGUUCCAGUGAUUUGACAGCAACAGGAAAUGCGUUAAUAUCUCAGUUUUGGUAAAUUGUAAUGCAAAGUCUCUUUCAGACAAAUUGCAUUAGUAUACUGUGUACUGGUACUUUUACAUACGUUUACAGCAGAAAAGAAAGGAUGGCUCGUGCUGCAUUGGUGAGAAACCAAACUAAGCGGUCUUUAACUCAGUUAUGAGUUCAGUUUUUCCUUCAGACUGACUACAAGAGACUUAAAGGUCUUUCCUCACUGAAUUCUACCUUAAAUGCAAUGCCAGUGCUGAACCCCAAUCCUGCUCCCAAGUCUAAUUCGGUCCGUAGGCAGAGUAGCACUUCAGGGUUACAGGGUGUGAUUACCACGAAGCCUAAUUUACUUGCUUGGCUUUUGUCUGUGAAUGUUCUCAUUCAUCCAGGUCAUGGUUAUCAAAAGGAGUUGAAUCAA
Lampris incognitus (smalleye Pacific opah) is the source of this 8867-nucleotide messenger RNA. RefSeq names its product zinc finger, CCHC domain containing 14 (gene zcchc14). NCBI's taxonomy places the organism in Eukaryota, Metazoa, Chordata, Actinopteri, Lampriformes, Lampridae. Gene Ontology annotation, molecular function: nucleic acid binding; phosphatidylinositol binding; zinc ion binding. Bases 415 to 3978 code for a protein of 1187 amino acids. The record is from RefSeq and is a predicted model, not a curated record. The transcript is spliced from 15 exons.